Molecule: messenger RNA, 2361 nt
Organism: Cicer arietinum (chickpea)
Lineage: Eukaryota; Viridiplantae; Streptophyta; Magnoliopsida; Fabales; Fabaceae
Product: cysteine-rich receptor-like protein kinase 25
Biological process (GO): defense response to bacterium; protein phosphorylation
Cellular component (GO): plasma membrane
Molecular function (GO): protein serine/threonine kinase activity; ATP binding
Source: RefSeq, a predicted model, not a curated record
AAUGAAUAAAUACUUAAUGGAUAGGGCCAGUAAAAUCAUAACUAUUACAUUAAUUAUCAUUUAACUAAAUAUUUUAAGGUUACAAACAAUAAUAUAUAUCAGCCACCACCAACAUGGUGAUGCUUUGUUGGCAUAUUAUUUGAGUUCCUAGUUCCCAUUGCUAAGAAUGAGUUCCUUCCAAUUGUUGUUUUUACUUCCAUCUUUCUUUUUCCACUUUGUUCAUUGCUCUCCUUCUCCCAUCUUAGAAGCUACUAUUGAUAAUGUUACGAAUGCUUACUAUAACUGCACAAGGAACACCACUUCUGCUACCAAUAAUGCUUACCAUUCCAACAUCAAAACACUCCUAGAAUGGCUUUCCUCAAAUAGCAGUAACAGCCUCAGAUACUACAACACCACAGUUGCUAGCCAAAACUCUGCAGACACUGUCUAUGGUUCUUUCCUUUGUGUUAGAGACAUUGACCCCAGACUAUGCCAGUUGAGCGUGAUAGAAGCAGCCAAACUCAUAUCAUCACUGUGCACCACAGCAGCAGAAGCCAUAGUUUGGUACUCAGUAUGCUAUGUGCGCUAUUCUGAUCGUCGCUUCUUUUCCACCGUGGAGAAAAGUCCAGAACUUUCUUUCAUGAAUGAUAAGAAUUAUGUGGGUCAAGUUGAGCGCUUCAACAACAUUCUUUGGGACAUGUUGAACAAUUUGAGAAUUGAGACAGCAAAUGCUUCUACUAAAUUUGCUGAGAAGUCAGUGAACCUCACAGACAACCAAAAAUUAUAUGGCUUCACUUGGUGUGUCCCAUACCUAUCCAAAGAAAACUGUGGUUGGUGUCUUACCAGUGCUAUAGCAGAAGUUCCAACCACUUGCUGCAGAGGAAAAUCUGGAGGCUCAAUAUAUUAUCCCAGUUGUGGUGUUAGAUUUGAAUUAUAUCCAUUCCACAAGGAACUCGGCAAUAUUCCUUGGGUGCCACCGGCUACAAGUCCUUACCUUUCAGCUUUACCAGGAAAAGGAAAACAGAAGACAUUAACAUUAAUUGUGAUCGUAGUUCCAAUUGUUGUUUCACUGGUGGUUCUAGCCUUGGGAUACCGUUGCUUUCUAUAUAGAAAAGAAAGAAAGAAUCAGCAUGACAUUCUCAAAGAAAGCUUUGGGAAUGACAUUGCCACUUUUGAGUCCUUGCAAUUUGAAUUAGCCAAAAUUUAUGCUGCAACAAACAGAUUUGCUGCAGAAAACAGAAUAGGCAAAGGUGGAUUUGGAGAAGUCUACAAGGGAAUUCUUUCGGAUGGACAAGAAAUUGCUGUGAAGAGGCUUACAAGAAGUUCUGGGCAAGGUGCAGUAGAGUUUAAAAAUGAGGUUCAAGUUAUAGCCAAGCUUCAACACAGGAAUCUAGUGAGAUUACUAGGAUUUUGUUUGGAAGAUGAAGAGAAGAUACUUAUCUAUGAGUAUGUACCAAACAAGAGUCUUGAUUACUUUUUAUUUGAUCCCCAGAAGAGAAAACUGUUAUCUUGGUCUCAACGUCAGAAAAUCAUCAAAGGAAUUGUCCGUGGAAUUCUUUAUCUACAUGAAGAUUCUCGCCUCAAAAUAAUACAUCGUGAUCUAAAACCUAGCAAUGUCUUGUUAGAUAGUAAUAUGAAUCCGAAAAUAUCAGAUUUUGGCAUGGCUAGAAUCAUGUAUACAGAUCAAAUUGAAGAAAGUACAGGCAGGAUUGUAGGGACAUAUGGUUAUAUAUCUCCAGAAUAUGCAAUGCACGGAUACUUUUCUGUGAAAUCCGAUGUGUUUAGUUUCGGAAUUAUGGUUCUAGAGAUUAUUAGUGGAAAGAGGAAAGGUUGUUCUGCUGAAUCAGAGUGCGUUGAUGACAUCCGAAGAUAUGCUUGGAAAAAAUGGGCAGAGCAAACGCCGUUGGAACUGGUGGAUCCUCAUAUAGAAGGAACUUAUUCUCAAGAAGAAGUCAUCAAGUACAUCCACAUUGGUUUAUUAUGUGUUCAGGAAGUUCCAGAAGAAAGACCUACAAUGGCAACAAUUGCAUUCUACCUCAACAGCCCUUCAAUCAACUUGCCAUCACCUCUCGAACCUCCAUAUUUUAAGCGUAGUGGAAUUGAAGAAAACACGACCCAGAUCAAAGAAUUGGACAUUAUCAGUGAUUCCACCAAUGGAAUCACUUGACUACAUUCUUUCCUCGUUAAGACAUAGGUGAAAAUCGUUUUCGUUGUAUCAGUAAUAUUAUCUACUGUUACAUAAUGAUUAUAGACCACAUAAUUGAAGCAUAUGAUAUACCCUUGGAAUAAACUUUCCAAGAGUUUGGAAACAGACAAUGUUAAAUUAUAACAUACACUAGAGUACAUUAUCUUCAAAUAAAAAUAAUUGUUAAACUCAUAGAA